AUGCCGGCGGCGCAUCGGGCCGAGGCGCAUACCCUCGGCAUGGGAGAGAAAUUCACACAAAUACCCCUUCUCAAUACGAUAACCGACGUGCAGGUGAAAGACGUUGUGACCGACCUCAAGCGGUAUGUCAUCGAGCUACGAGCGAUCCCCAACCAAGGCAGCAAAUUUCAAAUCUGCAACUCCGAGGGCGGAGGGAUCCUAGACUGGUGCAUCCCUGACAGCCGGUCGGAGGAAUUGCGUUUUCGAACAGAGUCCGACUUUCAUGACAACAAUGACUGA
Penicillium alfredii is the source of this 279-nucleotide messenger RNA. RefSeq lists its product as uncharacterized. The record is from RefSeq and is a predicted model, not a curated record. Bases 1 to 279 code for a protein of 92 amino acids. The transcript is spliced from 2 exons. NCBI's taxonomy places the organism in Eukaryota, Fungi, Ascomycota, Eurotiomycetes, Eurotiales, Aspergillaceae.